AUGUCCACAAUUCAAGCUCCAACUGCUCAAGAGAAAAGAAAAUUUUAUGAUGAUGGUCGUGUUAAAGAAUUUAAAGGGAACACGUUUGUCUGCCAUCUUCCUCAACAAGGAGAUAAGAGCGAACCUUUCAAUGUAAUAUUAGAUGCUUACCGCGUAUCCAGAAGCUUCAGCUUUGGUAAUAAAAUUACUAUGUUACCACCUUCUUGUUAUCAUAUGACGAUAUUCCAUGGAGCAAAUAACAUAGACAGAAGACCAGGCAUUUGGCCUGCAGGAAUUAGUACUGAUGUGACCAUUGAAGAAUGCCACAAUUUGCUGAGUAAACGACUAAAAGAGACCAAUUUAAGUAUCGACUUACCUAUCCGUAUGAAAGUUGAUCUCGAAAGCAAAAAAUUCACUCAUAAAGAUGCAUGGAAAUUAAAAUUAAUUCCCGUUGACGAAGCUGAAAAGUCGAAAGUUCAGAAUCUUCGUGAUAGAUUAUCGGAUUGCCUAGGUACGAAAGGUUUGGAUCACGAUAGCUUUGAGUUUCAUGUGACUUUGGGGUAUAUUAACAUUCCUCUGUCUGAUGAGGAAAAUAACGAGUUCUAUGAAGUAUCAGAGAAAUUACAUCAGCAUGUUGCUUCACGGUGUCCUGUAAUCGAAUUCGACGCGCCAGAAUUUUGUAUUUUCGAAGAUAUGUUUGCUAUGCGACGAAGGUUAUAUCUUAGCUAA
This is a messenger RNA of Sugiyamaella lignohabitans, 708 nucleotides long. RefSeq lists its product as uncharacterized. The transcript has a single exon. Lineage: Eukaryota; Fungi; Ascomycota; Dipodascomycetes; Dipodascales; Trichomonascaceae. Bases 1 to 708 code for a protein of 235 amino acids. The record is from RefSeq and is a predicted model, not a curated record.